AUGGGAGGAAUAUGCAAUUGUGAUGCAAAGACAUCCAACAACUAAUACAACAACUUCACGUUUAGUUAAAUGAGAGAUCCAAGAUUAUCUGAUUUACUCACUCAUUUAAAGAUACUAGAUUCUAAACUUAACUCCGGUCUGACAACUAUUGAGGAUUUUGAGUAGCUACUCAUAGAAACGAAGAAAGAAUCGGUCACAAAUAAGGACAUACAGAUGACUAUACAAGCUAUUGAGCAAGCUUUAACGGAGUAAUAAACAAUCUUUAAGUAAAUAUAACAAACGAAAAUCCAGGCAAAAAUUAGAUUGGAAUAAGCUGACAUUAUACUAUCAUAAAAGCUGUAGAGAGGAAAGAAUACAGAUGUAUCUCGAGAUAAUAUCUAUUCCACGAAUAACAAUCUUACCCCGAUUGGCAAAUAUCAUCAUUAGUCGACUGGAUCUUCCUCAGACUUAGAUCGUUCCUAAGAUGCUAAGAACUUAAUUGACGGCAUCUAUAGAACAAUAACAGACAUUGUAAAACAACUAAGAAGAGCAGAGGAAGAAGCAUAGGUUUAGAUGCUGAAAUGGGAGAACUUUGUAAUUCAGCAUGAAAAAAUGUAGAAACUUCGAGAAGACAUUCAGGAGUCAUUCAAACAACAAAAUAUAAAGAUUGGAGAAGUUAAAAGUAGAGAUUAAUCUCUAAAGGAGUUAAUAAUCUUUUUCUAGAGGAUAUGCCUAGUUAUAGAAAACACUUAGAACGAUUCUAAUUUCUCUAAUAUAAAUAGCUCACUGAAUAAUGACGAUAAUAGCUUUGAUCUCGGAAGGUAAAGCAGCAGUAUAUUCCAUGAUUCUUUUGAGGACUAGGAAAAGGAUGAUGAAUUUCAGGAGAUACUUGAGCUGAAAGAGAAAAUAUCAAGCUAUUUGGAAAAGCUGGAAGCAAUUGAGAAAUCUUUCGAGAAAUAUCAACUUAAAUUGCAAGUAUUUAAGCAAAAAAGAGAGGAAAUUAAUGAUUAUGACAUUUAUGAGCUUGACAGCUUCUACAAAGAGUCGUAAGACUAAAUCAAUAAGAUUGAUAUAAUACAACAUAAGAUUAAUGAUAUGGCUGGCAACCUAAAAAACAAAUAUGGAAACGGAUACACAUUGGUAGAUAUUUGCGAAUAAGUAUUUUAACGCAAAAUAGAAGUAAAGAGUACACUGAAAAUGGUAAUCAGUAGUCAAAAGCUUUGUGAAAAACUAUUAGCAAACUAAAUUAAGUCUAAGUCAGAUUAAUAAAAUGGGGGAGUCAGCCAGCUUUAAGGUGUCUAGAGGUGUCUAAUUCAACUCAAAAAAAUAGAGGAAAAAUUAGAAAUAAAUAGUAAAAAGCUCCAGAGGAUAGAAUAACUAGAGGAGAUAAAGCUGAAUGAUAUUGACCAAAUAGAAGUAUUAAUGAUUUAAUUAAUUCAGAUUCAAAAGGAAAAUAAUGAGGCACAUAAAAAUCUAUUCGAUGAAAAUGGUUUUGUGCAAAAGCUUUAUGUUUUAAAGGGAGGACUUGGCUGGAGAAUUGACGUUACCUCUCUUGGCUAGAGAUAAUCUAAGAAAAUUGAUAAAAUUAAGAAAAAAUUGGUGAAUUUGAUUACUACUUUGGACGAAUCUAAUAAGGCUUAACUCUCAGUUGUUAACCACACCUUAAUAGAUGAGUAAGUUCGUUACCAUAAUGAAGAUAAAUAAUAAGUUAAAAUUAAUGUUUUGAGAGAAAAAUCAAAGAUUCUACUAGAACAAAUAGGUGAAAUAGAAACAAACAUUGAUAGGUGGUUAGAUUAAUAAAAAGUAGGAGAUAUGAUUGUUAUAUAGGGCAAUGAACUAGAUGAGUAAGAGUGGUAGGUGCAAGAAUAUAUCAAUAUACUAUCAUAGGUCUCCAAUCUAAAGUAUAUCUUCUAAAAACUAGAAAUGAAUAUCUAAAAAAGUCAAAGAAAAGUUCUAUAAUAAGAAAUUUAUUAAAUCCUGAGUACAUCUAAGAGUAAUAUUUAACAAUUAUAAGGGGUCAGUGAGGCAAUUUAAGAGUAAAGUAAAAAAGUUGAAGAUUAAAUAGGCAGAUGGUAAUAGUUAUUGAUGGCUUAUUAAGACAUUUAACCUCAUGGAACAAUUCCAUCAUCCUCAUCGAAUGAUAACAUCAGAUUAAGUUUCAAGAAUGCAUUGGCGGGCAAUUUAAGUGGAAGCCCUCUAGAGAUAAAUAAUAAUGAUAAGUAAUCUGAGGACAAAGAGGCAUAGUUUAAUCGACUAAUGAGUAAUUAUAAUGCUUCUUAGCAGACAUAGAAAGCACUAGAAUAAUCAUACAAGAAUUUGUAUCAAGAUAUAAUCCACAAGUUUUAAGAGUCUGUUUUGCAAUAUUCUAGAAUCUUUGAGAGUGAGGAGGAAUCAUCUUAAUUGGUUUAAAAAUGCCAGCUAAUAGAUUAGAAAAUAGCUAACACUAUGAAGCAAGUAAAAAUGAUAAACCAAGAGUUAAAUGAAAUCUAUAUUCACUUUAAGCACUAAGAGGGUGGUUCUAAAAGUAUGGUGGCAACUAAUACUGGUGGUUUUAAGAUAAAAGCAGACAGUAUUAUGAGUUUCAAUGGAAUUCCAUUCACAAGAUAGUAUAGCAUUGGUCCUGACAAUAAUCCAGGUGCAAACAAUGGAUUUAAGAAAGAAAAUGAAGCUUAAUAAAAACUAUUAUUGGAACAGAGUUUGAGUUAAAUGGAUGAUCAAUCAAACUAAUCUAUGGUAACUGCUAGAUUGGCUAUGGAUGAAGUAGACUAAGCUUUAUAUAAGUGUGUUGAGGAACAGAAAUGUUUUAGGAACAUUAGAAUAUAAAAGCUUCGCGAUGGAGUAUACUAAGUUGAGAAAAGAGAAUACAAAUUUAAAUUAUUGCAGGGAGGAAAUUUAGCUAUCAGGAUGUUUGCAGGAUAUAUAUUCACAGAUUGCCUAGUACAUUUUGAUGAAGAAUUUCUUCAUCUCGUUUUAUCUUGA
Stylonychia lemnae is the source of this 2958-nucleotide messenger RNA. The record is from the annotation of a GenBank genome assembly. Lineage: Eukaryota; Ciliophora; Spirotrichea; Sporadotrichida; Oxytrichidae.